Molecule: messenger RNA, 2355 nt
Organism: Ictalurus furcatus (blue catfish)
Lineage: Eukaryota; Metazoa; Chordata; Actinopteri; Siluriformes; Ictaluridae
Gene: tor1
Product: torsin family 1
Exons: 5
Coding region: 444-1439 (331 amino acids)
Biological process (GO): protein localization to nucleus; nuclear membrane organization
Cellular component (GO): endoplasmic reticulum lumen; endoplasmic reticulum; nuclear envelope
Molecular function (GO): ATP hydrolysis activity; kinesin binding; ATP binding
Source: RefSeq, a predicted model, not a curated record
UUUUUUUUGCCUGAUAUCAUGAUAUAUAUUUUAAAAAAUAUAUGUUUUUUUUAUUCGCAAAGACGUAUUCAAGAUAUACAUUUAUCCGCUGUGAUUAGGGAAAAGACAUGUUAAGAAUAACGUGUUGUUGUUUUUUUUUGUUUUGUUUUUUUACAAGCCGUUUUUGUCCUCACUUGUAUCGUGAGAUCCAAGCCUUGUCAUAAUUGAAUAUUUACUGGACAAUUCUCCAUUUCAUUAAUACACCCACAUUUAUUAAUUCGUUCAUUUGCUCAGCUCGCUCUGUGCGUCGCAGGAGAAUCGCGUCACUGCCCUGUGGGGAGUUGUGUCGCAUGAAAAUGACGUGAUUGCGCGGCUACGCGGAACUAUUGGCUGUAGUUGGAGCCAAUUCACGUUUCAAGCUGAUUCCGUUUCCAAAACAGUCUUCAUCUAUGACUUGAUUUAAAAUGAAAACAACGGCCUCGUCGGUGUUGCACUUUAUGUUGAUAACGAGUGUUAUUGUACAUGCUUUUGAACCUAUAACUACAACCAUUGUGGCAGGAGCCGGCAUAGCCGCUUUCGGAAACCAUUUGUACAAUUAUAUAUUUGAGACUUGUAAUCAACACUGGAUCGGUUUCAACGCGACUGGUCUUGAAGUGGAUCUGCAGAGCAAGCUGAUUGGCCAGCAUGUAGCAUCCCGUGUCAUCCUCAAAGCUGUGACUGGCUUCAUGAACAACGAAAACCCGAAGAAGCCCCUUGUCCUCUCGCUGCAUGGCUGGACCGGCACAGGAAAAAACUUUGUCAGUCAGCUAAUUGCCAAAAACAUUUACCAACGUGGAAUGACGAGCGGAUUUGUGCACUUGUUCACUGCCACGGCACACUUCCCGCAUGAAGCGGAUCUGGACUCGUACAAGUCCCAACUGCAGCGGUGGAUAAAGGGCAACGUGUCCGCCUGCCCACGCUCCAUGUUCAUAUUCGACGAGAUGGAUAAGAUGCACCCGGGCCUGAUCGACAGCAUCAAGCCCUACUUAGAUUUUUACGAAACUCUAGACGGAGUCUCCUACCGCAAGGCCAUCUUCAUCUUUCUAAGUAACGCCGGAGGUGAAAACAUCGUGCAGGUGGCGCUGGAUUUUUGGAAAGCAGGAAGGGAUCGAGAAGAGAUCGAGCUGAAGCAUUUGGAGACGGCGCUGUCCCUGUCCGUUUUUAACAACAAGAAUAGUGGUUUUUGGCACACUAGCCUAAUAGACAAGAACAUGGUGGACUUCUUCGUGCCAUUCCUCCCCCUGGAGUACAAACACGUGGUGCAGUGCGGCCGAGCCGAGAUGAUCAGCAAGGGCCUGGAACCCAACGAGGAAGCUGUGGAGCAAAUGGCGCGCGACAUGAACUAUUUCCCACGCAACGAGCGUGUCUUUUCCAUGCAGGGCUGCAAGGUUAUCUCCAGCAGGCUGGAUUUCUACAUCUAAACCGAAGGAAACUCAACGCCGCGUGUACGUCCUCUGAAGAACCGAGGCUCGGUUCGAGAGGGAACCGUAUCCGCAGUAUCCACGGAGGAUACUCGCUUCAUAAAAUCCACCUGAACACUACUCUGAUGUCACUCGUCACGUGUAUGAGGAGGAAGCAGUAUUUUUUUUUUAUUGAUUGAAAUGGUUUCUAUUACUUCUGUUUUUAACAUGAAUUAAUGAAAAAACGAUGCAGGCUUGACUCCUUGUUUUUUAAGGAGGAUUCAGGUCUCGUUAUCGAUUCGGUGGCGGCAUGAACGUGUUGAAUCUUAAACGGUCAUUUUUCAUGACCCUAUUUUGUGCAUUGUCAUGCACUCGUAAUGAACGAAAUACUUUUGUUUGGCAUAAUUAUUAUUAUUUUUUUUAUGUGUGUAAACAGAAAAAAAAACAGCUUAAUGUCAAAAUCCUAUACGGUCUGCCAAUUACACCCUUUUAUCAAAAUCAUUUAAGAAAUGUUUACAUAUUUUUUGCCAUUGGUGUCCAGCUCACUGAAUCGUUACGCUAGAGAUUUUAAAAUGUAUUUCCCAUUAAAUUCUUAUGAAACCGCAGCAGCCAGGAAGAAGCAGUCCUACCAACAAAGCGUCGUUUCCCAGACAUCACUACAGGAAAUGUUUAUGCGUUGAUGUGUUAACGCUCACAGUACUUCCACUUUAUAAUUAUUAUAAUUAUAAUUCUAAUCAUGCUUCAUGUUCCACAUAAGAGGAUGUCUUUCCAGCGGAGGAAAUGGUCUGAAGAUACGUAUAUGAAUGUUUUUGUAGGUCUCAAUGAUGGUUUGACCGUCCACACUUUUGGUCUCGAUUGUUUUUUGUUCAUUUGCAGUUGCCCUGUGUCAAAAACGUUUCACGAAUCUGAUUACUUUCACUAAACCUGAUAAACUUGA